Messenger RNA from Carassius carassius (crucian carp), 2267 nucleotides. Its product is annotated as immunoglobulin superfamily member 5-like. The record is from RefSeq and is a predicted model, not a curated record. Bases 436 to 1413 code for a protein of 325 amino acids. Lineage: Eukaryota; Metazoa; Chordata; Actinopteri; Cypriniformes; Cyprinidae. The transcript is spliced from 9 exons. Gene Ontology annotation, biological process: cell-cell adhesion.
AACAUCGCCUGUAGAAGUGGCUUUGUACAGAUACAGUGAUAGAGAUUUGAUAUAUCGAUCAGCUGAGCUCCAGGAAUGAUUGCUGUUGACAUUAUCAACUGUUUUUUUUUUUUUUUUUAGUGAAACUAGGUGUGUCUUUCAGAUUUGAAUCGAAUACUUUCAAGCACAGUCUUAUGUGAACCUUAACAGAUGGAUCCUGGGUUAUGUGCUCCAAAAGUAAUCUUUUGAUAGACAGGCCACCUUGUUUGACAUGUCAGUGUGACGUCAAAUCCUCACAAGAUCUGCAGAGAUAUGCAACAUGACUGGAAACCAGCUGAACGUUGGCCUUUCUGUAGGCUGACAGGUGAUACAGAUGAUCUGAUGAAGGAAGACUUGGGAUUGUUUCUCGAUUAAUGCACUUUUAUGAGAUGCUGGUGUGACGAUAACUGAGGAAACAUGUAUGUUUUUAGACUGGGUCUUUUUCUUCUGAUCAUCACGGUGGCCUCCGGUCAGGUGCUGCUACAGCCUCUGAAUGCAGCGGUGCUCCGUGGUUCGAAGGCUCAGUUCAACUGCAGCACAAAUCAGCCCAUAUCCGUCAUGACCUGGAUGGUCAACGGACGCUUGGUUAUCACCAUUUCUGAUUCUGGGGUGUUAAAGAGCACAGAUCGUGUUUCUGCCACAAACUUCACCACGCCUGGAGAUUACAGAUGGGAGUUUUCAAUUAGCAACGUGCAGAGAGACGAUGCGGGUGAAGUCACCUGUCAGGUUUUGGGUGGAGCGGCUAGCAAGGCCACACUGUCUGUACAAGAACGUGGCAGCGUGGGGAUCGUAGGUGGAAAUCAGACCAAAACGGAAGGCGCUCAGUCGGCGUUCCAGUGUCAGGCCGUGGGAUGGUUUCCUGAACCCAACGUGUCCUGGUCUGUUAAUGGAGUGGCAAAUUCCUGCAACACAAGCUCUGUAACACAGGGAAACCUGUUUAACUCCAGCUGUACACUGUUAGUCACUGCCGUCAAAAACUCUUCUGUUCAGUGUCUGGUCAAGAUACCAGCCCUGAGCACAUCGGACAGCAGCACAGUCUUCCUGACCGUUGUAAAGCUUGCUAAAAUAGACCAGACGGUGUUGAUCGCUGUCACUGUGGCCUUCAGUGCUGCGGCUCUGUUGUUUCUAAUCAUCUACGGAAUUUUUUUCUUCUGCAAAAGGAGGAAGAAAAAGUCAAGCUAUCAGGAGGAGCUCAGGAGGGCACAAAUCCAGUCCCAGAAUAGGACGCCUGCCACAGAAAAUGUGCGAGGACGGGACAACCGAGGAUAUAGAGACCGGCAUGAUGGACACACCAAUGAUAGAGUCUGGUACACAAACCAGUCUAACAAACAUCAGAUGCCUGGUGACUUUUUUGAUGAUGGUCACAGGAACCACAGCCACAUGACCAUGCUCUAGAGACUAAAUCUGUCUAGAUGUUGGACUCCACAGACCCCAGGUGUUCUGGCUCUCUUCUUCUCUCUUGUACAUAAAUCAUUUUAGGAUUAAAUACAGAAAAAAGAGAACCUAAAGGAUUUCAUAUCAGCACUUAUGGUGAUCUGUUUCACCUCAACUGGAUCAUUUAUUGGAACACAGAAGGAUUUUCUUGGUGGUCUCACUUUUGGACCCCACUAAACAUUGUGGAUAAUCACCAUCAGAGCAUGUUUUGGGGCUUUAACAGAUAAAAUGGUCGGAAUGAGGGGGGUCAAGGAGUUGGUUAAGAUCUGCCGGAAAUCACUUGUUUACAUAAACCAAUAUGACAGAAGUGAUGACUCAUUUUAAAGUCCUUGCAUGUCCAUAACACAUUCAUCAGAUGCUUGCAUUUCCACAGGAGGUUUGUUUAAAUCAACAUUUUCCUGUUUUCUCCAGAAUCAUAAGAUCAUCAGCAUAUUGCACCACACAUCCCGUGAGAGUUUUGCUUCCUGGUUUUAUAGCUACUUACAAUUAAAAGCAAAGAUUUUACAUCAGAAGUGUUUAGAGAAGAUCAUCUUGUGUGACGCAUCAUGCUUCACAGAGCAUGAUGCUAUUAAACAAUUCAUCUAAACCACUGAUUUUUACUUCCCCAGAGGGAAACUACUUAAACUCCAAAAUGGCAUAAUAGAAUGAAGUGUCAUGAAAUGGACUGGAACUAUGUGAUCCUUAUUAAUACAUAAAUCAGUCACUUGACCUUGUGUGUUUCAUGCAUUUUAAGGGCACUUUAAUCCAUAAAAUGGAAAAGAAUUUUGAACAAAUGUUUUUAAAACUAUGUAUUAAUGUAUAGCAAAAUAGAUGUU